This is a messenger RNA of Oryzias latipes (Japanese medaka), 819 nucleotides long. It is a transcript of the gene phpt1, whose product is annotated as phosphohistidine phosphatase 1. Gene Ontology annotation, biological process: peptidyl-histidine dephosphorylation. Lineage: Eukaryota; Metazoa; Chordata; Actinopteri; Beloniformes; Adrianichthyidae. Gene Ontology annotation, cellular component: cytosol. The record is from RefSeq and is a predicted model, not a curated record. Gene Ontology annotation, molecular function: protein histidine phosphatase activity.
GAAGGGCAACCGGAAGUAGCCUGGCCCGGCGGAAUGUUCGUGUUCUAGGUUGAGCUGUGGAGCGGUCGCUUUCUUCUUUAUUUUAUUCAUUUCUAUAAAAUACAUUGUAUUGAAACAACGAAUAAAAUAUUAAUAAUACACUGCGCCCUCUGUAUAAAGAUACAGGGCUUUUCAACUAAACAGCAGCCUUCGUUAAGCUGGCCGCGUGCUCGCUCCGUGCUUGGUGAUGUGCACGCAGACCAGGGCCGCGGCUCUCAUGGCCAACAUCCCGGAGGCGGAUAUCGACCCGUCCGGGGUGUUCAAGUACGUCCUGAUCAGGGUCCACAGCCGGGAGGAGGGCGACGACUCGGAGGUGGACAUAGUCCGCGGCUACGGCUGGGCCGGCUACCAUGCGGACAUCUAUGAUAAGGUCUCCGAGGAGCUGGAGAAGGGCGGAGUCCUGGACUGUGAGUGUCUUGGAGGAGGGAGGAUCAAACACGACCCCGAAGCGAAGAAGAUCCACGUGUACGGAUACUCGCAGGGAUUUGGGAGGGCCAACCACGCGGUGGCCACCGAGAAGCUGAAGGCCCGCUUCCCCGGUUAUGAGGUGACCUGGGCUAAUGAAGGGUACUGAAGCCUCUGGAGAGCCACACCUGCUGGAGGCAGAGCCUGGGACGAAGAGGAGAACACCAGACGGUCCAUUUCUCAUCUGAGACUUGUGCGACACGGACUCACAACAUCACAAAGUCAUUCUUCAGGUUCAACAAGCAAACUCCUGAAGAUUUACUAUGUGGUGUUUGUUUUCAGUUUAGCUUUUGUAAUAAAUGGAAAAAUCCUGAA